AUGCUACCGCAAAGCAGUGACUCGCCUCCAGAGCAGCAAAUCAGGGCCUCGCAAAGCCGUGCCUUGCCUGCAAAGAAGCAGAGCAAAUGGUCUGCAGAGGAAGAUGCAUUAAUCAUCGACCUCAGAGGCAGCGGGAUGAAAUGGGAAGAUAUUUCGAAACGACUGCCGGGACGUAGCGCCAUCAGUUGUCGGCUGCACUAUCAGAACUACCUGGAACGCCGAAGCGAAUGGGACGAAGAGCGCAAGAACAAGCUCGCAAAGCUUUACGAGAGGUUUAAACAGGAGAUGUGGGCCAAGAUCGCAGAGGAGAUGGCCAUACCAUGGCGUGCGGCAGAGGCAAUGCACUGGCAGCUGGGAGAGGUAGACAUGGCGAAGAGGGCUGGAGUGACCCCUCCCUGCGUAUCCGACGUCAACAUCGAGGAACAGCCAGGGAAUAACAGAGCGCCCGCAAGUCGCAACCACCGGCAUUCCCACUCGCUUUCCGACCCGCACUCGACCUUUUCGCCAGGACCAGUUUUACCACAGCUGCGGCCAGAGCCACAAUCGCCCUAG
Messenger RNA from Microdochium trichocladiopsis, 552 nucleotides. RefSeq lists its product as uncharacterized. Gene Ontology annotation, cellular component: nucleus. Gene Ontology annotation, molecular function: DNA-binding transcription factor activity, RNA polymerase II-specific; RNA polymerase II cis-regulatory region sequence-specific DNA binding. The record is from RefSeq and is a predicted model, not a curated record. Gene Ontology annotation, biological process: regulation of DNA-templated transcription. The transcript has 2 exons. Bases 1 to 552 code for a protein of 183 amino acids. Lineage: Eukaryota; Fungi; Ascomycota; Sordariomycetes; Xylariales; Microdochiaceae.